Selaginella moellendorffii is the source of this 1005-nucleotide messenger RNA. RefSeq lists its product as uncharacterized. The record is from RefSeq and is a predicted model, not a curated record. The transcript is spliced from 4 exons. Lineage: Eukaryota; Viridiplantae; Streptophyta; Lycopodiopsida; Selaginellales; Selaginellaceae. Bases 34 to 594 code for a protein of 186 amino acids.
UCAUGCUUCCAGCUCAAGCUAGGGUUGGUGGCUAUGGCGCGGCGAUUGCUCGUAGCGAUGAUCCAGCUGCUUGUGAUCGCUGCUGUGGCUAAGAAGGUCCGGAUUCCCGAUCAUCUGGAUGAUGUCGUUGACGAUGAGGAGGAUGAGGAGUGGAAAAUGUGGGGGAAGAAGGCCGUCUCCAAGCCCGUUUUUGAUCCUCCGCCGGACUUCACAGGUAUGACGCCCGACCAGAUCCAGGCGGAGAUGAUGAAGCGCCACAUUGGUCCCGCAAUGGGAUUCGUCAAGCUCCGCUUGGAUGUUCCACGAUCAAAGGAGGAGCUGCCAGAGCUUGCGAAGAAAUGGUCGCGGCUUCUUCGCACUGGAGGCAUUGGUGCCAGAGUGACUGCCGUGGAUUUAAACACCCUCAUGUUUACACUAGAUAGCGGAAAGGAAACCACGGAGCUCAAGGACUUUUUCCUAAGGCAGCCAGAAGCUUAUGAAGUGAAAAUUGGGCAGCAAGCUUUUCGGCGCCCUGGAGAUCCUCCGCUGGAAGUUGUCAUUGAAAAACGGAAGCUGGCAAAGGAGAGAAAGCAAGAGCCAAAUGACGAACUCUGAAACUUUUCUCAAAGACGAUGUACUCUCAUUUUGGACGUGUGGAGUGAAACCGUGGUGGAAAACCAUGGUACCUCAAAGGAGUAGCCGAUGUUACACGUAAUCGAGGGAGCAGCGGAGGCACACUGAUAUUAUCAACGCUGAGGUACUAAGGGGGCGAUGACCAGAAAAAAUCUAGCUUCUGGUCAGGCCUCGCUGGAACUCGAGGAAGCGGCAAGACGCCAUUGCCAUUUUGAAGCUUCUGUGAAUUCAGGGUGGCCGUGAGGAAGAGUUUUUAAGCGGCUGGUAUCCAUAAAGGGUGAUAUUGAAGCUUGCACUGAAAAUGUUGAUAAAAGACAACACAUCUAGAACAAAAAUGCACAUAUCAUAGCUUGAGAUUUUUUAUUUUUAAUAAACAGAUAUAAACAUUGUGAA